AUGUUACAAGGAUAUAGGGAAAGUAUUGUCCCAGAUACUCCUCCUGAUUAUUCUAAUAUUUAUACCAAAUGUUGGGAUGGUGAACCAGUUAAUAGACCAGAUAUGAUCCAAACUAUUAACAAAUUAAGAGCAUUGAACACAAAUACAAGUAUAACAACAGAAAAUCAAGUUAGUUGUAUAAUAGAAUCUCAAUCAUCAAACGAACAACUUGAUGGUGGUAUAUCAAACAAGCAACAACUUAAUGGUGAUAUAUCGAACGAGAAACAAAUUGAUGAUGGUAUAUCGAACGAGCAACAACUCGAUAGUGGUGUAUCGAAAGCUAACAAAUAUUAA
This is a messenger RNA of Rhizophagus irregularis DAOM 181602=DAOM 197198, 333 nucleotides long. The record is from RefSeq and is a predicted model, not a curated record. NCBI's taxonomy places the organism in Eukaryota, Fungi, Glomeromycota, Glomeromycetes, Glomerales, Glomeraceae.